Gastrolobium bilobum is the source of this 651-nucleotide messenger RNA. Its product is annotated as transcription factor MYB114-like. The record is from RefSeq and is a predicted model, not a curated record. The coding region runs from base 1 to 651 and encodes 216 amino acids. The transcript is spliced from 3 exons. Lineage: Eukaryota; Viridiplantae; Streptophyta; Magnoliopsida; Fabales; Fabaceae.
AUGGAAGGAUCCUUAUUUGUGAGAAAAGGCGCAUGGAGUAAAGAGGAAGAUGACCUUUUGAGGGCUUGUGUGCAACAAUACGGGGAAGGAAAAUGGCACCUAGUUCCUGCAAGAGCAGGCUUAAACAGAUGCCGCAAAAGCUGUAGACUGAGGUGGUUGAAUUAUCUAAAACCAAAUAUCAAGCGAGGAGGGUUCACUGAGGACGAAAUUGAUAUGAUGAUAAGAUUGCAUAAACUUUUGGGAAACAGAUGGUCCCUGAUUGCUGGAAGGCUUCCUGGAAGAACUCCUAACGAUGUGAAAAACUAUUGGAAUACCUAUAUUCGAAGGAGGGUAUCCUCUCAUAAGGAAGAUAUCAAUGCAAAGCCAAAGGAAACAGUGAAACCUCAACUUGUGAUAAAGCCUCAGCCUCUAACUUUCUCAAGAAAUUCUCCCUGGUUGAAAAGGAGAUUCAUUAGGGAAGAUGAGAAUAAGACCAAAGAGUGCACUACUGAAACACAUGCAGCUUUAUCAGAGAGCAAUAAUUGUUUGGAUCAGUGGAUGGGAACUGUGAUGGACGACGUGAGAGUCAAUGCAGAGAACGACAUGGACUUUCUUAUAGAAGAUCAAUGUUGGAGUGAUUUUCUUCUUGAUGUCAAUAUGUGGGAUUCAUGA